CAAAAAAAACCAAACCAAACAGAAACAAAACAACCAAGCAAAGAACCUGGCUCCAGAGAGCAAGACGUUGCUUCAUUUGCUUAUAAAUGGAGAUUGUUUUGUUUUUUGUUUUGCUGUAGCCAGUCUGAAGAUUUUUCUGAGGCGCUGCCCUUGUGAAGACAUGCACUUGCAGUGUCUGCCUGAUGCCAGAUAAAACCCUUCCCAUAGGCAGGCACACAGUUGUGGUCUGUCAGCAAAACUUCUGUGUCAGUAAUUGGAAAAAUGCUAUUAAAAACAACCUGCCCAGUAAUCCCCACCUGCUUUGUCUUCCUCGCUCAGUGCAGUCUCAGUGCUGUUCCUCCCUGCAGAAGGACCAGCUCCUCUGUCGAGCCGCCCAGCUGUUAUUUCUGUGGCUCCACAGAGUGUUGUUUUGAGGGUGACAGCACGCUGCUGCCCCAAGGUGACCUUCUGUGACAAAAUUCAGGAUUAGAGCACAGGUGAAGCGUGUUUGUGAUGGGUGUUCAGAGCUGGAGCUCACCAUUCCUGCCCCAUGGAAUAAAACGUUUAACUCAAGUCUAGGUAGUGUGAAAGAACGCGUUUCUUUUUUCGAGUAACCAUGCCUGCAACCAGAAGCUGGAGCACUGGGGAGUGAUGGAAGCCUUGUGUAAAAAUGAUCAUAGCUCCGAUCUCGUCUGCAAUUCUUCUCACUCGACAUACAUACUGCAGUGCUUUUCUGUGAAUGGUUGUGGUUAGAAAGCACAAACAGAGCAUUUGAUGGUGAAGAAAGGGAAAGACUUUCCAGGAGGAUAAGUGGAACGAUAAAUUAUUGCAUUGAGUUUCUUGCGUUCAGUGUCUGUUCCUUUUUGCAGCAGAGAGAACAGCUGAACAAUUCUGUAUUUACAGGGGUGCAUGCACAUGGCAACUCGGCAACCAGCGAGCUUAGAAGGAAACACCACCUAAUGUCAGCUUGCAGAUUGGGUGGAUGCUCAAUCGCUCAGAGCUAAGAGAAAUUACUUCCAAAGGAUUGCUGCCUUGCCCUCCAUGGUAUCCGUGUUGUUUUGCUCUCCCAGGGGCUCGGAUGGCUCAGCCGCCUCCAGGCCCACGCUUUGUGCUCAGAGGUUCCAGUGCUGCUGUCCAUGCGCUGCGUUUCUCCUGCGGAGGUGAAGAACCUGCUGUCCCCAUUCUCUUCUCUGGGUCUGAGAAUGGGUUUAUCCAUGUCUGGAACCUGAAAACUCACAGAGUGGACGCGGCCCUGGAUGGCCAUGGAAGAAAAUCUGUCUUCUGGUUGGAAAAAAUGGAUGGUGAAGACAGGCUCCUGAGUCAAGGUCGUGACCAGAGGAUCUGCCUGUGGGAUUUAGCAGAGGGACGGACUGCAGUGACGGAUUCUGUCUUCACGGAGAAUGUGGGAUUCUGCAGAAGCUCUCUGUUGAAGGUGGCACAGGGACGCUGGCUGAUGGCCACGGCAGCCAAGGCCCUGGAGGAGGUUCAGGUUUUGGAGCUACCAUCCAAGACGUCAGUCUGUACCUUGAAGCCAGAGAUGGGUGCCAAGCUGGGCAUGCCCAUGUGUCUGAAGUUAUGGCAGGGCAGCUGUGGUUCACAACCGUCGCUUCUGGCCGGCUAUGAAGAUGGAUCGGUGCUCCUUUGGAAUUUGUCAACGGGAAAAGUGUUGAGCCAACUGAUUUGCCACCAGGAGCCGGUGAUGAGCCUUGACUUUGACUCAGAGAAGGCCAAAGGGAUCUCGGGCUCAUCCGAAAAGGUGCUUAGCAUCUGGAGCCUCAAUGAGCAACAGAACCUGCAGGUUCAGAAAACACACGGACUUGUCAAUGCUGGCAUAUCUGAUAUCACCAUCCGUCCAGACAAGAAGAUUUUAGCAACAGCAGGGUGGGAUCAUCGCAUCAGGAUCUUUGGCUGGAAAAAACUGAAGCCCUUAGCAGUGCUGGACUACCACACCGCAACUGUCCAUUCUGUGUCCUUCUCAGACCACAGCAGCCCCACUGACAGACUGCUGGCAGCUGGUGCAAAGGAUCACCGCAUCAGCAUCUGGUCCAUAUACACUCAGACGUGACAGUUUGCAUUGUCAUGCGCUGGGAAGUAGGAUCGAUGAAGCCAUUCCUUACACAGUACCUCAAACCUGGACCUGGUGAAGUAGUAGAACUUUUUUUCCAGGCAGAGGUGAGUGUCUGGAAAUUGCUAGAUUAAAAUUCUGUGCUGACUGUUCAUGUGGAAAGUUCCGUCUCCCAUGGAGGGGAGUUGACUUCUAAAACUUACAACAGGCAGAGCAAGGCCAGUCAUGAACAGUGACAGAGGACUGGCUGCUGAGUUCUGCUGCAGGUUUUGCAACAGCUUUUUCUGUGGCAUAUUGCUAAAAUACCUUGGGCCAAUUUCUGGAAAAAGAACUGGAAUUUCUCAGCCUUCUGUGGGAGCAGAAUGUCUCUGCUCGUAAGUCACUUGUGUAUCUAACAAUCUGUAUCAGUGUAAAAUACCUCUCUUCUGUGAGAACUUACACCCAUUAAACCAGCUCCAGUGGUUUUUCAUUGUCAGUUACUUUUUCUUCCCUGUAAGUGAAAGGCUAUCAGAGCAGCCUUGAUUUGUUCGCACUUCUGUCAGUUUCUAACUUAAACCAACAGCCAGGAAUGUGACUUGGGACGGCCUUUGGCAUUUAUGAAUUUCAUUAUGUCUCCCGUCACCUCAAGUCUCACAAUUAAUCACAAGAAGAAAAGGGGAAAAAUAACCUUCCCCUGCACUGCACUGCAAAGCUAUGUAAAGCCUUUUACAGAGCCAGUGCUAAAUCCUUUCCAUGGACUGACUAGCUGAAGGAUUUAAACUCAGCAAUCCAAUUAGCGCCUUCUCCUUGGAGAGUUAGGGUAAGUUUCAGCAUGGCAAGGCUGGGAUUCAGCUACACGACUCACAUUAACAUGUAGGGGAAUUUCAUGGAUAAAUCCUUACCCACACAGUGCAGAUGGAUCCAUUAACUUGUCAUCUCCAUGGUCACAGAAGCUGAAAUUCUUUCACGAAGGAGGGUUUUUCUGAGUGGUGAAGCAUUAGCAUUCUCUGACUGCACCAAGAAGAUCUCUGUGAACAGACUGUCCUGCUUUGGUCCCUUUGAAGUCACACAACUGCAGCUGUCCCACAGAAGCACUCAGCUGAUGCCAGGUUGUUGGGGACCUAAUUUCAGAGACUAAAGACUAUGGAACAGCUCCACAGACAGCAGUGCUCGUGUUGUGCAGGUUCUGCACCAGUGGUAUUUUGCUGUAAAUGUUUUUCUGCCUUGUUACAAGGUUAAUAGCAGAGAAAAUGUCACCAGAACUGUAGUGAACAGCAACAUCAAGAGAUUCCCAAAAUAAAAGCCUGAUGUUCUUGCUCUCACAGAAACAGCACCCUGUUCUACCAGCUUUUCUAAAGAAAAUUUGGUCUUGCACCUUUUGGAGUGUGACAGCACUUCAACAAUUCAUUUCUUUGAGUGUUUCUUUACUGUUAGGCAGCUGCACCAAUGAUCACACUGCAUUAAAAAAGGCAAAUCCUAAUUUUGAGUGAUCCUGAGUCAGAGGGUGGUGCUGGUGUUCAUUAC
Messenger RNA from Centrocercus urophasianus (Greater sage-grouse), 3547 nucleotides. It is a transcript of the gene GNB1L, whose product is annotated as G protein subunit beta 1 like. The record is from RefSeq and is a predicted model, not a curated record. The coding region runs from base 962 to 2044 and encodes 360 amino acids. Gene Ontology annotation, molecular function: protein binding. The transcript has 7 exons. NCBI's taxonomy places the organism in Eukaryota, Metazoa, Chordata, Aves, Galliformes, Phasianidae.